GAGGAUUGUUGGCAAUCAUGGCUUACGAGGAUUUGAUCCUCACCAGAUAUUUGUAUGGGUUAAAGGAAGACGAAGAACCUUCCUCUCUAGACGAAGUGAAUAACGAUGAGCUCACUCACUGUGGCAGCUUCCUCUUUCAGCUCCUUCUCCUUAACCCGGUUCGCUCACAGUUCAUCCAACAACUCUCUCAUCCCCCCAAAAGUCCUUAAAGUCCCUUUGAAUGCCAACUCCCAAUCUUCGAUUUCCUUCAAAUCUUCAAAUACGCCUUCAAUUUACCGGUUUCCGAGUUUGAAAACCUGCGCAGCUUUAGACGGAAAAGACCCAAAUGGAGCGACCCCAGUUCUGGUUGAGGAAGAGAGUUCCACUUCAAGCAAUAUUGUGAACGAGGAAGUGGAAAAGAGCGUUAAAGUGCUAAAAAAUGCGGCAAAGACAAGAAAGGUACCAGCAGAAGAAGUUUUGUCUGCUUUUUCUGUACUUGAGAAGGCUAAACUUGACCCUUCAAAGUUUUUUAAUACACUUGGUGGAACAAGCUCUCCUGGUAGAACCUGGAUGCUUAUUUUUACUGCUGAGAAAAAAUUGAAAAAGGGUCGCUACUUCCCUGUUACAGCCAUCCAGAGGUUUGAUGCUGCUGGAAAAAGAAUAGAGAAUGGAGUGUUUCUGGGACCUAUUGGAAGCUUAACGUUCGAAGGUAGACUUUCAUGGAAGACAAGAAUACUAGCGUUCAUUUUCGAACGAGUUCGAAUAAAAAUUGGACCUUUAAACCCUUUAGAGAUUAGUCUUGGUCAAAAAGAAGAAAGGGAGCCAAGCACCAAGGAUCCUUGCUUUAUCUGGUUUUAUGUUGAUGAGGAAAUAGCUGUUGCUCGUGGUAGAAGUGGGGGAACUGCAUUUUGGUGCCGGUGUCGCCGUGUCAAUACUUAGUUCUUUUCUCCAUCAGAUAUUUGAUCUUCUGCUUUGUACAUGUCGAAUUUGUAUGCUUGUAUCAAAUUAUCAUGUACCUCGACGCUGUCAUAUUCAAAUGUUCAAUGUGCUAUAUUUAUUAAGAACGUGUACAUCCUUUGAACUACCUUCUCUCAUUUGAAAGUUUGCAAUUGGCAUAGAAACCUUUCGAAUUGGUCUA
Molecule: messenger RNA, 1117 nt
Organism: Cucumis sativus (cucumber)
Lineage: Eukaryota; Viridiplantae; Streptophyta; Magnoliopsida; Cucurbitales; Cucurbitaceae
Exons: 4
Coding region: 106-918 (270 amino acids)
Source: RefSeq, a predicted model, not a curated record